ACAUGGGAUUUAUCCAAGUAUUUCUGCUGACCACGUGUCUUUCAAAAGUUUAUGUGGUACAUUGUGUAGAAGUUGAUGACAUCAUUGCUGACGCAAUUCAAGACACAUACUUAAAACCUCAACGUGAUUUCGGAGUAGGCAAUGACACUAUUCCCGAGACUGGCAACAGCUUUGCUUUUCUUCAGAAACAAAAGAAUGAUGAGGACACGAUAGCGAGAGCGGGGUUUAAAUAUUUAAGUUUUAUCAAAAAUCUUAUUCAAAGAUCUGGGAAAUCUUUUGGAGAUCUAGAGAGCAGCGAUGAAUAUCAGAGAUCUUUCGGGACUCAACUGUGUGAUACAAUCACCCCCUCUUGUAAAAAAUAUAAGUAUUCAAGUUAUCGAAGUGCUGACGGCUUGUGCAACAAUCUUCGAAAUCCAACAUGGGGUGUGGCACUACAGGCGCAUGCGCGAUAUUUACAUCCUGUUUAUGAUGAUGGGUAUAACAGUCCGCGUCAAAGAGGUCGAAAUGGAGGCGUACUUCCAAGUCCACGAGAGAUCAGCAACAAAGUAUUGGCGGGAGGUGUGACGACACCACCAGACGACAAGCGGAAUUUGAUGUUGUUCACCUUCGGCCAAUUUGUAGACCACGACUUGACCUUUACUCCUAUUGUUGUUGGUAGAAAUGGAAAUACCCUUGACUGUUGUGGAGUAGAUGCCUCGGAUCCCGAGUGUUAUGCUAUAGAAAUCCCAACAAACGAUGUUCGAUUUCCAGGAAGAACAUGUAUGGAUUUUUCUCGAUCAAUACCAACUCCAACUGACGAAGGCUGCAGUAUAGGUCCAAGACAACAAGUGAACCGAUUAUCUUCCUUCAUUGAUGCAGGAAUGUUAUACGGAGACUCUAAACGUUUUAAUGAGAAUCUUAAUGGACGUGUUGGAACUUUGAGAACGUCAUCAGGUGACAUACUUCCUCCCGGAGGAAUUUGUCAUACAUCUCAAGCAGAAGAUUUCUGCCAACUGGCUGGCGACGAAAGAUCGAAUGAAUUUCCUUCUUUGGGUGGUCUUCAUGUUGUAUUUCUUCGUCUUCACAAUAUGAUUGCAAAGGAAAUUCGACAAGUUACUGGACUAUCUAGCCAAGAUGUGUUCUUGGAAACGAAGAAGAUUAUGGGCGCCAUCAUGCAACAAGUGGCGUAUGGGGAAUACCUUCCCGCCAUUUUAGGGAAAGACACUCGUAAGAAAUUCUGUCUGAACCUUCGAAGGAAUGGAUAUUGGAACAAAUAUAACCCAAAUGUGAACCCCACUGUUAAGAACGUCAUUGCCACUGCAGCACUUCGAUAUGGACACUCACAGAUUCCACCAGAGCUAGGUUAUAUGACGAGAAUGUUUGCAAUAUCUAGAGUAUUUAAAUCGGAAGAUGUCUUCAUGGACCCCAAUAUUGUUGUUACACAACAAGGACAAAACAUUCCAGAUUUAGCGCGGUUUUUAUUGGGCACCCCUGCAAGAAAAGUUGAUAGACAAAUUGAAAAUGCUGCUAGAAAUGAAUUAUUUCCUGAUGUUAAUGGAGUAACCUUUGACCUAAUGUCGUUCAACAUUCAAAGAGGGCGGGACCACGGCUUGCCUGCUUACAACGAGUGGAGGAAGUUGUGUAAACUUCCGGUAGCAACAACUUUUUCUGAAUUACAAGAUCAUAACUCCGACACAAUUGCAAGAUUGCAAGAUGUGUAUGACCACGUUGAUGAUAUUGAUGUCUUUGCUGGAGGUAUUUCAGAAACACCUCGCGCAGACGCAGUAGUAGGUCCGCUUUUUGAAUGUUUAUUAGGAUGGCAGUUCAAGGAACUAAGGUUUGGGGACAGAUAUUGGUACGAAACGAAAGGGAUAGAGGGAUUCUCAAGAGGUCAGUUGAGAGAAAUAAGAAAGAUGACGUUUUCUAAGAUCCUUUGUGAGACACUGAAUCUGGAUGAAAUUCAGAAAGAAGUGUUCAACCUAGUAGGAUCAAAAAAUCCCCGAGUAAAGUGUUCUUCUUUACCUUUUAUGGAUCUUUCAGAGUGGAAGAAAUCUUUUUUCCCCUUCGUUGACUGGUCAAGAUUCUUUACUUCAGGAUAAUUUUAAAAUGAAUAUAACCGUGUGGUGUGACGAGAGCUAAGCUUUGACUCCCAAGAGGAGAAUAAAAGUAUCCGUUGUGUGUAGUACAUAUACAUGGAAAUUUGUAUUUAUAUUUUCAUACAGUCAUACAAUCUUACCUAAUAUCCUUGUUACAGUGUAGUUAGUUCACUUAAUAUUUACCUGAUGUAUAUAUUUGCAAAUUGUUUUUAUUUUGUUAUACAGUUAGAUGAAAUGAGUAUAUUCUUUUUACGUUGACAACUUAUUUGUCUGCUGAAUUAAGAAGCGUUUUCAUAGAGAUAUCAUAUGGAUGUCGUGAGCAAAAUAAAUAAAACGGAAAACUUAAAAUCUUUAAAUAUUUUCAGGAAAUAUGUAUACUUAAUUUCAAAUCACUCAGAUAACUUU
Saccostrea cuccullata (small rock oyster) is the source of this 2480-nucleotide messenger RNA. Its product is annotated as thyroid peroxidase-like. Gene Ontology annotation, molecular function: heme binding; peroxidase activity. The record is from RefSeq and is a predicted model, not a curated record. The transcript has 14 exons. Lineage: Eukaryota; Metazoa; Mollusca; Bivalvia; Ostreida; Ostreidae. Gene Ontology annotation, biological process: response to oxidative stress. The coding region runs from base 3 to 2078 and encodes 691 amino acids.